This is a messenger RNA of Bombina bombina (fire-bellied toad), 939 nucleotides long. Its product is annotated as olfactory receptor 52K1-like. Lineage: Eukaryota; Metazoa; Chordata; Amphibia; Anura; Bombinatoridae. Gene Ontology annotation, molecular function: G protein-coupled receptor activity; olfactory receptor activity. Gene Ontology annotation, biological process: G protein-coupled receptor signaling pathway. The transcript has a single exon. The coding region runs from base 1 to 939 and encodes 312 amino acids. Gene Ontology annotation, cellular component: membrane. The record is from RefSeq and is a predicted model, not a curated record.
AUGGAUAAUGAGUCUGAUACAUAUGAGUUUCUACUAGUUGGAUUUCCAGGUCUCCCACAGAAGUACCACACCCUGGUUGCUGUAGUAAUGUUCACUGUGUAUCUCAUAUCACUGUUUGCAAAUGGUGCUGUCAUUGCACUGAUAGUCUGGGGAAAACAUCUUCACCAACCAAUGUACAUAAUUAUAGCAAAUCUUGCACUUUCUGAUCUACUGUUUGACACAAUAACUUUACCUAAAAUCAUUGCAAGAUAUUGGUUUGGGGCAGGGUCCAUAUCUUUCUUUUACUGUAUGUUCCAACUCUUUUGUGUCCAUUUUUUGGGCUCAGUUGAUUCCUAUGUCAUAAUGAUGAUGGCUAUUGAUCGUUAUGUUGCUAUAUGCUUGCCACUGAGAUAUUCAGCACUCAUCACCAAUAAACGCAUUUUCUAUAUUUCUGGAUCACUAGGAAUCGUUGUGACUUUAAGCCCUGCUCUAACUGCCAUCGGGUAUGCGCAGUUCCCAUACUGUAGCUCUAGAAAGGUCAACAACUGCUUUUGCGUUAGCAUGGCUAUAACACCUCUGGCCUGUGGGGAUACUUUAUGGCUCAGCAAAAUAAUUUUUAUUUUUGCAUUGCUUGUACUACUUUUGCCAUUAUUCUUCAUUAUCUUUUCUUAUGUCGCCAUUAUAUACACUGUCUGCUCAUCCAUUGCAUCUGGAAAACGUUGGAAAGCUAUUUAUACGUGUACCACCCACCUGUUUAUCAUUGGCAUGUACUAUGGUCCUCGAUUAUUUGUUUAUACAGCAUUUCAACUAAAAUUCAUUUUUAGUCUUGAUAUUAGUGUUUUGCUUCUUUUUCUCUACACUUUCAUUCCGCACAUGGCAAAUCCUAUUAUAUACUGUCUCAGAGCAAAAGAGAUAAGGCAGACAGCUGCAAAAAUAUUUAAAUUGAGGUUUAAAAAUUAA